AUGGCGCAACCAGAAAUACCAACCUCAGAUAUGUCUCCGGCAAAUUUUGGGAUACCGACCCCACCGGCGAAUGAGAUUUCAGAUGGGAAGAAUCCAUUCUUCUCAAGCCCGGAUGUCUCGACCGAUAAAGAAGGGAAGAAUUCCAUCCUAUCCACUUCCCCUUCUACACAUGAUGCUGCUGAUGCUUCAUCAGAACCUACAACCCCUGAAAUUUUCGUCUACUCCCAAUCAAAAUCUCGGUAUUAUAUAAAAGAUCAAGCGUUAGUUCCGUUCCUGAUCGCGAAAAUAGCCGAAGAAAAUAAUAUUAAAUUACCAGAUUCUUCACCAUUUCAAUGUGGUGGAAAUUAUGGUGGAAAUUUACCAAUCUCCGCCCCCCCUUCUGUUUGUGAAUCCGUCUCAUCCCUUCCCGAUCUGUCAGAUUCCGCGUCCACGCCAAUCUCUCACGAGGAGGAUUCAUCAGAUUCGGUUACGUCGGAUCGGCCCAACGUGAUGUCAUCUUCCGUCACGUCAUCGGGCGCAGCAUCCGGUUCUAUCACGUCGCCUAUCAUCACAUCACCAUCAAGCAUCACCAAAACGUCAUACAGUGCCCGAGUUCUGCAAAGGCUUACCAACUCAUCAACCAAUGCCGCUUCGGGUCUUGUUGAUAAUAAGGAUCAUAAGGUCACAUCAGAUCAUGUUAAAAUCAAUGAAAAGGAAGAGGACAACAACAACACCACCAUAUCAUCAUCCAGAACUUCCAUAGUCAACGCCAUCGUUGCCGCCGCGGCCGCACCUAGAAUGAAGCAAAUUCCAAACCGAUCCAUUAGAAGAAGUAAGCGCAAAGGGAUUCCGUACAAGUCCCCAUGUCAUGAGGACUUGUUACGUGAACCUGGAUUCGUAUUUAGCUUUCCGGUCCUUUUCGGUAAUGCGAUACCUAAUCAAUUCGAAAGUGAGGGCAACGAUAAGAAUGAAACAACGGAGAGAGAGACCAAUACGGGGACGGGAUCACCCACCGUCGUUGACAAUGAGCCAUCAUCAGAAUCGUCACAGAAUUUAAAGAGUAAAGGCACAACGAUCAUGGAUCCAAUGCAACAUGUCACGAUCGAUCACAAGAAUCUUGCCGCAAAGAUAAUUCAUCGUCCUGUAUUAUUGCCAGAUAUCGUGCGUUCGUUAACUCAAGCAAGACGAUCAAAGAUGAGAAGACCCGUAACCAGGGCAAAAAACAGGAGAGAGAAUCAAGAAUUGGAGCUAUUGGGACUCGAACAUAUGAUGGAUUCUCCGAACGGAAAUGCGACGGCGGGUGAAGAAGGAAGGGUGAACCGAAAGCGACGCGUCCCUACGGUCGGUCGUCCCUCAAAAAAGCCAAAUUUGCUUUCAUCCGGUUCCCAAGCUCCCAGAUCGUCCAACUCCGGUGAGAAUAAGUCUCCUCGCGGUUCUUCUUGUUCUACAUCUCCUGCUUUCUACCGCAUUCCGUCCAAACGUCGUGAUUCUAUGUCUGUAUCAUCGCUCUCAUCUAUUCCUUCAUCAGAACUAAGUGAUUUUGAUCUUAAUUCAGAUAAUUUUGGGGAUGAUGAAGACGACCCAGAUUUCGCUCCUCCGGCUAAGAAACGAAAGCCGGAGUUGCAAAAGGGUCCAAAAGCUCCCGGUAGAAAAGAAUCUAGCAGCAAGGUAAAGGUUUGUGCCAGCUGUAGGACUAAAAGCACUCCGUGCUGGCGUCCGGGCUGGAGUACCGAUCUCAUGUUGUGUAAUAGCUGCGGAUUAAGAUAUAAGAAGACAAAGUGUGUUUGCACUAAUCCGGAAUGCAGAUAUAUUCCACUAAAGACCGAAUACAACGCGAUGCUUAAGAAACCAAAGAAUGCCGACGUACCUGACCUCAAACGGUGUUGCAAAUGUCAAACUCCAUUGUGA
Messenger RNA from Funneliformis mosseae, 1887 nucleotides. The record is from the annotation of a GenBank genome assembly. Lineage: Eukaryota; Fungi; Glomeromycota; Glomeromycetes; Glomerales; Glomeraceae.